Molecule: messenger RNA, 4155 nt
Organism: Ochotona curzoniae (black-lipped pika)
Lineage: Eukaryota; Metazoa; Chordata; Mammalia; Lagomorpha; Ochotonidae
Gene: TLR1
Product: toll like receptor 1
Exons: 2
Coding region: 1040-3415 (791 amino acids)
Biological process (GO): toll-like receptor signaling pathway; inflammatory response; cellular response to triacyl bacterial lipopeptide
Cellular component (GO): Toll-like receptor 1-Toll-like receptor 2 protein complex; membrane
Molecular function (GO): Toll-like receptor 2 binding; transmembrane signaling receptor activity; lipopeptide binding
Source: RefSeq, a predicted model, not a curated record
AAGCCUCCAUGUCUCCCAUGUGGAUGGCAGAGACCCAAGUACUUGAACCAGUACUUGCUGCCUCCCAGGAUAUCAACGAACAGGAAACUAGAACCAGAAGCAGAAGCUGGAUUCCAGACACUCUGAUAUAGGGUCUGGGUAUCUCAAGGGAUGUCUUCACCGCUAUGCCAAAUGUCCAGCCCACCCGUGUGCUACCUGCUCUUUUGUUUAUUAUUCUUUAUUGUUAUUGUUCUAUAGAUUAAUGCAGAAUCAUCAGAACAACUUCCUUGAACCUGCAGCAACCACCAAUCCAGAAGUAACUUAGACCUUAGCUAGCAAAGAAACAUUCUGUAGUGUUUUCCACACUGUUUUCAAAAAUCAUGAUUUUGAAGAAAGUUUCAAAAUAUCAGUGGGAAAGAAAUUCAAAUUUUUCUUCUGCAAAGCAAUAUGUCAAAAAAGGCAUGGCUGACAUUCACUCUCCAGCACACGUGAUGCCUGCCUUCCCUGUGAAGGUAUUUAGCAAAACUUGGGUCUUGACCCCUCCCUCUGUCUGCUGUCAGUCAUUGGUCACUUGUAAUAGUAGACCAACCAAAAGGUGAGGGAGAGAACAAAGCAGCCAAACAUACCCAAACCCACACUCCUGGUCUUGCCAGUACAACUAUGAGUAGUGUUCUGAAUUUAGUCAGUGAUGCUCUACAGAUAAUUAACACCACUUGCUUCAUCCCGCAGGUGUAGACAGUGGUCCUGAAGUACAGCAUGAAAACACACUUGCACUUCAGUGCACACCUAUCAGGGAGCCCGCUGAUCCUAUUUUAUGUAUGACUAGGAAGAAAAACAUUUAAACUCUGUAAUGUCAUUCCAGUAACAUUCAGUAGAUGGCAGAAAAGAGCCUUUUUUCCCCCCUCCAGUACUGACUAGGAUUACCAAUUUAAAAAAUGUUCAAGGAAGUGCCUGAAUUUUCUACAGACUAGCAAACAGAAGCCACGGCGGGUUGUCCUGAACCUGCAUCAAGAUACUCUGAAGAACAGCAACCACCUUUAGGAAUGUCUAAUGUUACAAAAUGACUGAAAAUAUUUCAAGCAUCUUCCAUUUUGCCAUCAUUAUCAUACUAAUUGUGGUCAGAAUUCAGUUAUCUGAUGGAAAUGAAUUUUUUGUUAACAGGUCAAAAACAGGCCUGUUCCAUUUCCCCAAAGACCUAUCCCUGAAAACCACAGUCAUAGAUAUAUCGCAAAACUCUCUAUCUGAGCUUCAGAUAUCGGAUGUCCUGUCACUUACAAAGCUGAGGAUUUUGAUCAUCUCUCAUAACAGAAUCCAGUAUCUUGAUUUUAGUGUUUUCAAAUACAACCAGGAGCUGGAACACUUGGAUAUAUCCCACAAUGAGCUGUGGAAGAUUUCUUGCUACCCAACUGUGAACUUCCAGUACUUAGACCUCUCAUUUAAUGCAUUUCAUGCUCUGCCCAUAUGCAAAGAAUUUGGCAACAUGUCUCAGCUAAAAUUUCUGGGCUUGAGUGCAACACGGUUACAAAAAUCUAGUGUGCAGCCAAUUGCUAAUUUGAACAUCAGUAAGGUUUUGCUGGUCUUGGGAGACCUAUAUGAGGAAGAAGAGCCCGAGGUGCUUCGAGAUCUUCACACAGAGAGUCUGCAUAUUGUUUUUCCCCCCGGAAUGGAAUUUUGCUUUGCUUUGGAUGUGUCAGUCAGCACGGCAGUGAGUUUAGAACUGUCUAACAUCAACUGUGGGCCAGAUGACAAUAGAUAUUCCAAUUUCCCAAACGUUUUGUCAAAACUUCAAAAGAAUCCAAGAUUAUCAAAUUUCACCUUAAACAACAUUGAAAUGACUUGGACAUCUUUCAUAAGGAUCCUGCAGUUGGUUUGGCCUUCAAACAUACAAUACUUCUCCAUUUCAAAUGUGAAACUAUGGAGUAAACCGAGUUGUGAAGAAUUUAACUAUUCCAACACUUCCAUAAAGACCUUGUCCAUACACCAACUUGUUAGUUAUGUGUUCAGUCUUCGACAAGAUUGCAUCUACAAAAUACUGUCAAAUAUGAAUAUCCAAAAUCUCUCAGUGUCUGGUACACAUAUGAUCCACAUGCUCUGUCCACUCCAAAUGAGCCCAUUUUUGCACUUGGAUUUUUCCAACAAUCUCUUGACAGACACGAUUUUUGAAGACUGUGGAAGCUUAACUGAAUUAAAGACAUUUAACUUACAGAAGAAUCAAUUAAAAGAAUUUGCAAGUUUAAUUCAUAUGACCAAAAAGAUGAAUUCUCUACAACAAUUGGAUGUUAGCCAAAAUUUACUAACAAAUAAUGAACAUGAAGGAGAUUGCUCUUGGACUGAAAGUUUAUUAACUUUAAAUAUGUCUUCUAAUGCACUUACUGACUCUGUUUUCAGAUGUUUGCCCCUCAAGGUCAAGGUACUUGAUCUGCACAAUAACCGAUUAACAACCAUUCCCAAAGACAUCACCCACCUGGAAGCUUUGCAAGAGCUCAACGUGGCUUUCAACUCCUUGGUGGAUCUUCCUGGAUGUGGCACCUUCAGCAGUCUCUCUGUGCUGAUCAUCGAACAUAAUUCAGUGUCCCACCCAUCCGCUCAGUUCUUCCAGAGCUGCCAGCAGAUUACAUCCAUCAAAGCAGGAAGCAAUCCAUUCCUCUGUACAUGCGAGCUCAGAGACUUCAUCAAAAGCCUAGGCCAGCUGUCGAGUGAGGUGGUAGAGGGCUGGCCUGAUUCAUACAAGUGUGCCUACCCGGAAAGUUAUAAAGGAAUCCUACUCAGGGACUUCCAACUGCCUCAAUUAUCCUGCAACCUGGCGCUGCUUUUGGCAACCAUUGGGGCCACCUUACUAUUGGUGGUUGCUUCUGUAACUUUCUUCUGCAUUCGUUUGGAUGUGCCCUGGUAUCUGAGGAUGGUGUGUCAAUGGACCCAGGCCAGGUACAGAGCAAGGCACAUCCCGUUAGAGGAGCUCCAAAGAACUCUCGAGUUCCAUGCUUUUAUUUCAUACAGUGGGCAUGAUUCUGCCUGGGUGAAGAGUGAGUUAGUACCCAACCUAGAAAAGGCAGGUCUCCAACUUUGUCUUCAUGAGAGAAACUUUGUUCCCGGCAAGAGCAUUGUGGAGAACAUCAUAGACUGCAUUGAGAAGAGUUACAAGUCCAUCUUUGUUUUGUCUCCCCACUUUGUCCAGAGUGAGUGGUGCCAUUACGAACUCUACUUUGCCCACCACAAUCUCUUCCAUGAAGGAGCCAAUAACUUAAUUCUGAUCUUGCUGGAACCCAUCCCACAGUACUCCAUACCUAACAGCUAUCACAAGCUCAAAAGUCUCAUGGCACGAAGGACCUACUUGGAAUGGCCAAAGGAGAAGACGAAACAUGUUCUUUUCUGGGCAAACCUGAGAGCAGUUAUAAAUGUUAAGUUGACUGAGCAAACAAAAGAAACAGAUCAAUAGACUCACACACAAAAUUAAGAAUAAUUACUCUUAUCGGCAUUGCUGCUUCUGAGAUUUCCACCCAUGCCUUCGUUUUGUAUCAAGGCAUAGGCCAGCACGAUUUGGAGUUUACAAUGCAGAUAAGAACAUGGUGAUAAAAGUUCAUGACAUGAUAUCAUUGCGACCUAAAUAGUUCAUUGCCAACUUAGGGAACAUCCACCUGUUUCUUUGCUAUCACAAAGUUCAUUUGACUUACCAUGAAAUCAAGAAUUUCCUGUGUCUGUCUUCAGUGAUGUAACCCUGGAUGCUGGGGUCCAUCUUAGAAACUCCAUGAUUUUCGUGCUGGUAGCUGAUCUGUUGCAUAUUUCUAAUGCAGUUGGUGCUAUCUUGUUACACUUGGUCUUUGCCUCUACACACUGAAGGCUGAUCAUUGCUACCACUAGAGAGAUUCAAUGUCCAAAGCGUUUUCUUGCUGACCAUGGGGGCCAGAAAAUGACAGCUGUCCUUGGGAAUGAUCUUCAAAGCUGUAUCAGAAAGAGAACUGAAUUAACACCCCAAUGUUGUCACCCACUUUUAAGAUUAAUCUGGAGUAUACUUUUUCAUUGCUACUGAGUUCCCUAAUAGGACAUAAUUUUGGUUGUCUACAGUAGAAAUGCCUUGAUAAAUUACUAUUUCUUUUCUGCUUUCCUAUUUUUUUUCUCCUUCACUCAUUCUUCCUCAGGUAUUUCUAGGAUCUUCUUAAAAAUAAAAUAGUUGCACUU